AUGUCUCGCAAUCACGGAGAGGAAGUUCCUCUAGGACCAUUCGACUAUGAAUUGUGCGCAGAACUCCAUAAUCGCAUUUUCCUGAUCGCCUGGGCUGGAGCAGGAAAAACCCUGGAGAACAGCUCCAUUCCAACCUGGUGGGGGCAUUUUCAACCCUCCGAAGAACUCGCCGCGCGUUACCAUCCCCAUUUGGUCCGGUUUUUCCAGCGCGUGUACUACCACCCCGAGGCUCCGGAGUUCUGCUAUUAUCUCGAAAACCUGAACACUCCUCAUUCCUUGAUUGAUGAACACUUCAACGACAUAUUCGACGGCAGGGAUUGCUAUGUGCAUAGAUUCGACCAAAUCACCUGCAAAGCUGUCUUCGCCGAGAGCCGCGAAGCUACCCACCCGAUCCUCAACUAUGGUCACGGCUUCCGGCCGCUCGAAGACAUCUAUGCGGACUACCUCCAGAUGAUCACGGAGAACAAGAUCGAGGCGCGGGUGGAUGGGCAGUGGCCUACUGGGGAUAUCGGGACUGACACGCUAUGUGACUCUACCUUUGAUACGAUCGGCCCGUGGCGGAUCCAUACGUAUACCGCCGCCGAUGUCGACAAGGCCGUGCAAGCCUUCCAGGACCUGGUCCAUGAGAUCGAGAUCCGAUUACCCAGCAGCAGCAGCAGCAGCAGCAGGGAUUCCGCACAGCUAACCCUCCCCUGGUCCGACCCCGCCGUGCGCUCAGAAGCCCAUCUCGUCCCCAACAGCUUCAUCAACCGCUUCUGCACCGUAACGAGUGCGGCCAUCCCCCGCCCGGUUCGCUUCCGCUACUUCGCCCCGGGAAUCCGCCUCCCGACCGAGGCCGAAUUCCGCGCCCAACCGCUGCGAAAUCUCGAAUAUCAAUCUGCCAUGCGCCGUGCACUCCCCGUAGCACGGCCGCUCAAGCCCACUCUCCUCUUCCUCGCCGAUGACCCCGCCGCCAACGCGCCGGGGCAGACGGUCACGACCGUCCCCAACCCCGAUCUCUGCCUCAACUCCCUCCUCGCUGACUUCGGCGACGACAAGCACCGACGAACCGCGGCCCCGCGCCCCGCCGGCCUGUAUCUCACGGCCGACGAUCGCAGGGUCAAAAGCUGCGAGAACGGCUGCCGCCUGCUGCUGCCGUUUGGGAUCGGGCGCCACGGCUGGGCCCGCCUCAGCGACGGCACGUGCAUGGGCGGCAAUCCGUGGUUGGAUGAGGACCCGGCGGAUGCCAAUUAUGAUCUGUAUCAGUGCGAGUUCAACGGGUUCAUCCCCUUGCGUGACACCCCGCUGCACCAGGUGCUGCAGAGCUGGGCGCAGCGGGUGCGGGCGGGGGAUUGGACUGUGGGGGAGGAUGGGGUGGCCGACGGGGUGGAGCGGUGGCGGGAGGCCGACACGGAGGCUGGCUGGCGGAAGUGUUGGGUCCCGGUGCGGUGGUGAUAUGGCUGGUACUGUGGUUGUAGAGGAGGAUAUGUAAUGUUUAUCUGUGAUCAUCGUGGGAUGUCCUGGAUGAGUAGGGCAUGUCGCACGGGUAACGUUCUCAUCGCAGAUCACUUCCUCGUCUUCAUCUCAACUCUCUGUCUUGGCUUCUGGGAAGAUUAUGCUAAUGUUGUAGCUGAGAUAGAUCCUUGACGAGGACCAUACUCGGUAAAGGUAUAUCGGUCUGCUGAGGGAGCCUCCCUGGGUUGGGGACUCGCUAGGAACGACAGUAGUGCAGUUGUGCGUUCGUGACAUCCACCAUGGGGAAGUCACGGGUGAAAGUUGUGGCGAGCAAUAGCACGGACAGUUCGGUUCAUCCCUGAUUUAUACGCCACAUAAAUUAGCUCGUAGACAGGUUAGCUAUGGGAAUUGGGGAUGUUUGAAAACCUU
Molecule: messenger RNA, 1863 nt
Organism: Aspergillus fijiensis CBS 313.89
Lineage: Eukaryota; Fungi; Ascomycota; Eurotiomycetes; Eurotiales; Aspergillaceae
Exons: 2
Coding region: 1-1434 (477 amino acids)
Source: RefSeq, a predicted model, not a curated record